Messenger RNA from Struthio camelus australis, 4857 nucleotides. NCBI's taxonomy places the organism in Eukaryota, Metazoa, Chordata, Aves, Struthioniformes, Struthionidae. The record is from RefSeq and is a predicted model, not a curated record.
AUGGACACUGCUGAACACGGGAGCAGCAUCCGAGAGAGACCCAAAGGACGGAGAACGCUGGAAGACAGUGGACGUUGGGUGAAGGGUGGCCAGAAACAACUUGCGGCGGCUGGCUGGGCAAGGGAUGCCCAGCCCUGGGCCAGCGCGGGGCUUGGGGCCACUGGAGGAAGUCGGGAGCGCUUGACCCAACAGCAGGAGAAGCAACGGGCUGGCAGGGAACAAGUGAAAACAAUGAAUGAUGACUCUAUGGCUUCCUUCACACCCCUAUUCCUCACUGAAAGCUUGGAGGUCGCAAUGGAAGUGGAGAAUGAGAACUCCAAGCCAUCUUGUUUUUCCUGUGUUUUUGACAACCAAAAUGGAGGGAGAAGCUUCUCUUCAGAGUCUUAUUUAGCAAGUGGGUCUCUUAAGAGGGUUUUGCUGAGACUAGAUCCUUCUCCGAAUGACUGUGAAGAAGAUACAGUGGAAAUAUUUGGCUUUCAGUGGGUUACUGAAAUGGCAUUAGUGGAAUCCUGUGGACUUCUCUUUGGAUUACUUAGGCAACGAAUCCACAAGUUGGAAAACCUAAUACAGAUGAGUUCGUCUGAUUUCAGUCAAGCUGCAAACUUGCACUCUGAAGCAGAGAGCAUCAGGCAUCAAUGUAUUGAGUUUUUGCAUUAUGUGAAAGUUUUCAUCUUCAGGUAUCUGGAACCGCCUAGAGCGGGAAAUGAUGGAAUGCUCCACCCAUAUGAAGAACUGGAAGCCCAGCUACCGUCACUGUUGGUGGAAGAGCUUCAUGCUUUGACCCUACAAAUUGGUCACCUUUUUGAACUACCUAGCAGUGUUCUGGCAGCAUUUACUAUUCAACAUCAGGCAAAGCUCUUUCCUCCAUCAUGGCAUUUACUACAUCUCCAUUUGGAUAUCCAUUGGCUGGUGUUGGAAAUUCUUCAUGUCCUAGAUGAAAAAAUGAUGAGACAAGUUGUAUAUGCUAACCAUUUCAUAAAUCUAACUGGAGAGAAUUUAACCAGUAUCAGCUUAUUUGAAACACACUGUGGAAAUCUCAUAUGUGAUUUAAUAAGCAUGUCCAUCAAUAAAUAUAUAAAGGUGAGACCUUCUGAGGCGCUUACUAGUCACCAUUACCCAUGUACCUGCAUUAAAGAAUUAUGGGUUCUAGUUAUUCAGCUGCUGGAUCAUAGAAAUAAAGGGUUUCACACAGAGUCUUUCUGGAGCUCAGUGAACAAAAAUCUGAAGAACUUCUUUGAAAGACCAAGUAGUUCUGAUAGGAUGUCUGUUUGUGAAACAAUUCAGUGUAAAGACCCAUUGAGUUUUAGCUGGUGGAUCAUUACACAUCUGGCAUCACUCUACCAGUAUGAUCGCAAUGGAAAUCUAGAUGAAAAGAAGGAAUCCAAUUGGAAAUUUGUGGAAGAACUCCUCAAAAAAUCCAUUGAUGCUCAAUCCGGUGUGUUAGAGGAACAAUUACGAAUGCAUCUUCAGUGCUGUUUAACUUUGUGUAGUUUCUGGGAUUUGAACCUAUCUGUUGCCACCAUCCUCUGGGAUUAUUACAGCAAGAACUUGAACAGUUCCUUUACUGUUCCUUGGCUUGGCCUGAAAGGUCUGGCAAAUGUUAGUAAAACUCCUUUGUCAAUGCUUGAGUUGGUGAAAAGCUGCUGUUGUGACCAGGAGUUCCCUGCUCUGUACAAGUCCAGCAACAGUUACCUCAUUUUUCUCAGCGUUUUGGCACAGAUGAUGAAAGAAGAGGCAGAGAACAGUGGUGUGCACCCUUGGAAACAAAUUAAAGGACGAAUUUAUUCCAAGUUCCAUCGGAGGAGAAUGCAGGAGCUGACAGAAGUAGGUCUGCAGAACUUUUUUAACCUUUUCCUUACGCUAGCAAUUGUUGCAGAGACAGAAGACAUAGUGAGUCGAGUGUUGGAUCUUUUGGAUUUCCUGACUCCAUCUUCUGUUACCGUCUGUCAGAGAGCUCUCAUUUGGAGAGGCCAGUUUGCUUUUCUUUUGAUUUAUGUUGAGAAGAACAUGGACAUUAGUGUCCUAGCUGAGAAACUCUCAAAUGCUUUCCGUGAAAAAGCAAAGGAGUUUUUGGUAACCAAAAAUGACUACACACAGAAACAAAAUCUCUGGACUUUACUUUCAACAUACAUUGAUGGUGUCCAAGAAGUGUUUGAGACCAGCUGUGACUUGAAUCUUUCUCAGGAGAAGUUGCUAAAUGAUGGCUUUACUAUGCUGCUGCCUGCUUGUCGAGGAGCUGAACUGAGUAUGGUCCUAAAUUUUCUACAGGUUAUUCUAGCCAGACUUCGGAGCGUGCACAAACGUGUAAGCCAGGGACUUCAGCUAGGGAACACGGGCGCAAAUGCACAGCUUCCAUUAGCGGCUAAAGAGCACCACCUUGCUGUCGCCACUGCUCUCUGGAGAAAUUUCUUUCCCUCUUUGAAGAGUCAGAGAAUGGCACAGAUGCCACCUUCCCCACAGCUUGCUGACACAGCUGCAGGUUUUACUCUCUUAGCUUUGGACAUGCCCAGCAAAGCUCUGUCAGAUCUUCAGCCACAGCCUGUUCUAUCAAUGAUGCAGUUGUUUGGAUGGGAUGACAUGGUGUGGCCUCAGCUGGUGUCAAGAUAUCUAAGUCACCUAAUACAAAACAGUGCACUGCAUGAAGCUUUUUCUAGUAUGGGCUACACAUCCUAUGAAGCUUUGACAGUGCGUUCCUGGUUUCGAUGCGUUUUGCAAAUGUUCAUAGAUCAACCGACUGGUAUGCUGGCCAAGACAGAUGCUGAGCGAACAGUUGGCAAAGUCUAUAUGGAGCAGCUGACUGAAAUGACGAGACUGGUUUUUAAACUCAAAGAAGUAGAAAACAUUAUCUCAAAGGCUCAUAUUGAAGAGUCAGUAUUCAAGCAAGACCCUAAAAAUGCGCUUGUCCAAUUCAUUAAGGCUGUUGGUAGAACUUAUAGUGGCCUUCAGACACUCCCUGAAAAAUCUGCCAUGGUAGCAAAGAGUCUGGAAUAUUUAGGUGAUGUGUUAAAGUACGUGAAACCUUAUCUGAAGGUAAAAGGACCUCCAGAAGGUCUCCAGCUUACUUACUGGAUCAUAGGAUGUCUUGUAAAGUUCUGGGCACCAAUACUGGCUACUUCCAAAGCACAGCAGCUCCUCUUCCGCAUCAUAGAUUGCUUGUUGUUGCCGCACUCUGUGCUCCAGCAAGACAAAGAGCUGCCUGUGGCUUUGCUGACUGCCAUUCAGGAAAGCCUCCCUCUUUAUCUGCAGGGCUUGUCCUUUAUAUGUUGUCAGCCCCAAACUCAGGGGGCCUAUUUGAAUCAACUGCUUGGGAACAUUAUUCAACAGUAUUUUGGACGAUUUCUCCCUUCUUCACCAACUGUGCCAGGAGCUGGAUUGCAUCCCAUGGCUCAAGCCUUAUGCAGUUCCAUUACAGUCCCCCAGAUGCUCCGUCUACGGAAGACCACUCUGCAUGUCAUAAAUGAAAACUACCUGCAGUUCAAAGGUAAUGCUCCACCUCCUCGCUUGGCCUCGGUUCUUGCUUUCAUUCUCGAAGUUCUUCAGAGAACCCAGAGCACUGAAUUCUGUGACAUUGACUUGGUUCUCCCAGCUGUGUUGAAAUGCAUGGUAUUGGUUAACGAACUGCAAGUUAAAAAAAUAUCUACAGACAUUCUACAAUACAUGGUAGAAGGCUGCCAAGCAGGGUCAGGAGGAGAACAUGCCACCCAGCUGACUUCUGUAUUUAGGCAGUUUAUCCAGGACUAUACAGCUGUGUAUGAUCAUCGAGUUUUCAGCAUACUAGAAACAGUAGCAGUCUUGGAUCAGACAUUAGUUACCUGCCUGAUUCCCACAAUCACACAGUCUCUGAAGGAUUCAGAGCACAAGCAAGGUCUUGGAAGGAAUACUGCACAGAGAGAGGCCUAUAAAAGACUCUUAUCUCACCUCACGGAGGCUGGACAAAAUGAAAUACAAAAACUGGAAGAUGAGACAAAUUAGGAGCGUGCUGGCGAUUAAUCCUCUCCUCUUGAGUGUUUUCACACUGUUAAUACCUGAAACAGCACUGCACAACACACUGUCUUUACAAUUGCAAUACAUUUAUCAAUUUGGGAUUUUUUAAACUUUAAUAUAUUAAUUUUAAUAAUUUCUGUGGUAUUUGAAUAUUGUCAUGCAUAUGAAGAGUAACUGUCAAAAUAUUGUUGAAUGACGAUUGAAAGACAUGGCAGAUUUAUUACAUGUUAAAAUGUUUAUGUGAGCAGAAGAGCCUGUAUUGCAGCAUACAAGGUGGAAUUUCAAAGGACCAAAGUGAUUUCACAAAACUCAAUUCACAUUUCAACUCACAUUUUCAAUUCACUUGGCCCUCUUAACAGUGUACUUUUGAAACCUCCUCAGUUCAGCGUGUUCUUAAGAAAAUUACAACUCCUUAACUUCUAAUUUUAGCAGAGCGAGACACACUGUGAUCUCUAGUACUGAACUUGAUAAACACGGUGCAUUCAUGCAUUCACCAAGAAUUGGAACAGUAUGCUAGAGCUAUCUUAUGUUAAGAGAGGGCUUGUGUAUAUGUCUGCAUAGAAUUCAUAUAGCUGUCCUACCCUCCUCUGGUAUCGAAACAUUAAAAUCUUUCAGAUUGCAAUGUAAAAUCUCUUCUGUUGUCCUUGUGGGUAAUGUAAGAAAAGGUAGGUUCAAAUUUCUUUUCCUUUUUAACAUCACAUUUGUAAAAAUUAACCCAGAAUGUACAGUGAUACCAUGAUAUUUUAAAAUAUUCAUGACACUAUUAAAUAUCCAUUUGACUUGGACUGUGUGUAAAUGGUGGGAGGAGAAAAGAAGAGAGGACAGAUGGACUUUAAAAAAAAGUACUCAUUGUGGAAAUUAAUUUAAUUUCGU